GAUUGCUUCAAAUUCCUAAAAUUCGUCAGUAUGUCUCAGAUCAGAACGUCAAAACCUACUUUGAGUUGACAUUGGAAACCUAAAUUAGGAGAAAUACAAUAUCUCUGGUAGUUAUUUAGUGGUUAUUAUUCUUAAUCUGAUAAAACAUACCUUGUUUUGGACGUAAUUUGUUGCAUCUUCGAAAGAUACUUGAGCAGCUUCCAUUACGUACAUGAUAGUGAUAGCAGGGCCUCUACUAAUACCACCUUGGGGAUGUUAGCUAGGAAGGGCUUUCAAAAAUAACACCUUACCAUUACAAACAAUAAGAACCUUUCCACCAUUCUGUAAAGCAUUCGAGAUAUAUUCACGAGCUCUGCCGGAUUAUUAGUGAGGCUUAAUGACUAGGUGGUAACACACUCUGGAUAUAUUCUGAUAAGAUUCUGCUCUUCAGAAUCGCGUACAUCCAAUACCAAAUAGCUGAACUGAUCUGGAUACCGCGGACGCACGAAUACUGCCUCAGCUUCACCGCGUAUGACAACAAUGUGGGUGAUACCCGCAGAGGUGAGGAAUGCGGUGUCUUUACUACAUUGAUACGGACCUAAUACCAAAUUUGGUAUUAUUUCCUGACAUUCUCUACGCAUUUCAUAUCGCCAAUCUGAACCACCGUCAAAGCCAUCUGAGUUCUCUAGUAAAACCCUCGUAUGGUUGACUUCCUCAUUGUCUAUUUCCAUAUUGCGCUCCUGGCCGUCAGUCAAGAACGCUCAUGAUGACUGAUUUUGAUGAUGAAAUACCAACUUUGAUAGACAGUAAUGAAACAGUAGACAUCCCAGAUGAUAAGAAAGUACCUCUCACUAUCCUCACCGGAUAUCUUGGAGCUGGGAAAAGCACACUCAUUUCCCACAUUCUCACAGAACGACAUGGACACAAGAUAGCUGUAAUUGUUAACGAGUUCGGAGAUACCGCAGACAUUGAACGACGCGCUGUAAAUGUCGGAGAAGAUGAAGAAUACCUCGAACUUGAGAAUGGCUGUCUCUGCUGCUCGAUUCGUGAUGCGGGAGUGGCUGCUAUCGCCAAAAUGAUGCGAAGGAAAGGCAAAUUUGACUAUAUCAUACUCGAAACAACCGGUCUGGCCGAUCCUUCUGGUUUGGCAGAAAUGUUUUGGGAAAAUGAGUUGUACAUUCCUGACAUAUACCUCGACGGCGUUGUUUGUGUAGCUGACGCCAAAAAUGUCCUCAAGCAAAUGGAAUCAGAUACACGGCGGAGUGCGAAUGAAUGUGUGAGGCAGAUUGCUUGUGCAGACUCCAUUAUGGUCAAUAAGCAGGAUUUAGUUGAUGAAUUUACCCUUACUGACGUCCGAGAUGCAUUGAAGACAAUAAAUGCUGGUGCAACAGUACACCUUACAAGCUAUGGCAAGCUUGAUCUCGGGCAAGUCAUAGACCUCAAUGCCUUCAACUCGGUAACCAAAAACGACAAAGCGGUGAAAAGUAUUGAGAAUAUCACUCACGGGUGCGACGAGGCGCAUAAUCAUAGUCACUUAUUCGGUAUCCAAAGUAUAGAACUAUCCUUGCCAUCACUCACAAACGUACAAUAUGCCGACUUCGAUAUGUGGAUACGGUGUGUCUUAUGGGAAAAUACACUGCCUUCUGUCGAAACAGUUGAGAUUGGCGAAGAAAUGGAAAUACUGCGCACGAAAGGAGUUAUUAAUCGUGAUGAUGGUGCAGUUUACAUUCUCCAGGGUGUUCGCGACAUGUACGAAAUCAAACAGGCACCAAAUGGUCCUUCAAUCAACACAAAAUUAGUUUUUAUAGGCAAAAACACCAAUCAGGAUCUCUUCCAGAAGAGUAUAAAUAACUACUUAAAACUCCAAUGACAUGCUAUCUAUUUUUAAUCUUCUGUGAUGCCUCUUCCGCGUGCGCUAUACAAGAGUCUGGCACACCAGCCAGCUUCGCGACGAUAAGACCAUGGCUGUCUUUACAAACGCCUUCGCGCAUAGUGUAAGUGAACGCGAAGCCGUCUGGACCAGCGUCAAGAUCUGUGCUGAGGAAUCUCACAGCAAAGAGCGUCCGGCUCUUGUUUUCAGUAGCAAGAUGGAUGAGCAUAGCAUAUGCUAAUGAAAGACCAUCCACAGAUGUCGUACCACGGCCGAUUUCAUCCAUUAUUACGAGUGAGCGUGGCGUGGAUGUUGACAAAAUCUCUGCAGCUUCUGUCAUUUCAACCUAUGGUUUAUGAGUCAUGUAUUACACGUAUCAGAAGGAAACCCACCAUGAAUGUCGACCUUCCCCCGCUAAGGUCGUCACUCGCGCCAAUACGUGAAAA
Messenger RNA from Wallemia mellicola CBS 633.66, 2295 nucleotides. RefSeq names its product cobW-domain-containing protein. The record is from RefSeq and is a predicted model, not a curated record. Bases 743 to 1849 code for a protein of 368 amino acids. Gene Ontology annotation, cellular component: cytoplasm. The transcript is spliced from 10 exons. NCBI's taxonomy places the organism in Eukaryota, Fungi, Basidiomycota, Wallemiomycetes, Wallemiales, Wallemiaceae.